This is a messenger RNA of Wickerhamiella sorbophila, 852 nucleotides long. Its product is annotated as Zinc finger protein klf1. The record is from RefSeq and is a predicted model, not a curated record. Gene Ontology annotation, cellular component: chromatin. Lineage: Eukaryota; Fungi; Ascomycota; Dipodascomycetes; Dipodascales; Trichomonascaceae. Bases 1 to 852 code for a protein of 283 amino acids. Gene Ontology annotation, molecular function: RNA polymerase II cis-regulatory region sequence-specific DNA binding; DNA-binding transcription factor activity, RNA polymerase II-specific. The transcript has a single exon. Gene Ontology annotation, biological process: regulation of transcription by RNA polymerase II.
AUGAAGGAAUCCGCCAAAAAGUUCUAUUGUGAAUUUCCUGGCUGCGAAAAGGCAUUCAAUCGUCGAGACUAUCUGGAGCGACAUGCUGUGAACCAUCUAGCAAUUAAGCCUUUUUUUUGUCGGCAAUGCAAACGGCAUUUUAGCCGUAAAGAUCUCUAUGACAACCAUCUAAACACACGGUUCCAUGCCAAGCGUCUUGAAGAAUUGGUAUUGGCUAGUUCGACGCGCAUGAAAAGGCACAGACCUAAAGACAUGGCCAAUGUAUUGGAGGACCAACCUGAGUACCAAAACCAGCAAGAACGUGCUCCUAGUCCGAGAUUUGUCCCCAGUCCGGUCCAGGCGCCCGCUGCCUCUGAGCUAGCGCAGCCACUGUUACCACUGAAUGACGGUAGAUCAUAUGCAGACUGCCCCAUAUCUCCCCCCGAGCAAGACACUUACUGGGGCACUUCAAUGUCGCCCUCGACAUUUGCUGCUCGAAGCCCCACUGAGUUGCAGGCCAACGUGGCCAGGUCGACUAGUCAAAGCCCCAAGUACCUUUACGAGAACAAUACCGCGGAGAUUCCAAACGGCUCUUUUGCACGAGACUUUAACGUGAAUGUCUUUGCAUCCCUGAAUGGUGGCCCGCAGCCAGAACAGUAUUUUGAUAAUCCAGUCUUUGACACCCAGGAAGUUGCCAAUGAGAUGGAGUGCCCUCGUACGUGGAGUAAUGUAUCUGAACCUUCCUUGGUCGCUGAUGACUGGAAUUGCGAGGGAUUAGACCAACCUGAAACGCCUUCUGAGUAUUUAUCCACUACUAAUGUCUACUUGGGUUCCAAGAAAGAAAACCUUCUCUUUGACGAGUUGGCAUUUUGA